Molecule: messenger RNA, 1512 nt
Organism: Thyridium curvatum
Lineage: Eukaryota; Fungi; Ascomycota; Sordariomycetes; Thyridiales; Thyridiaceae
Exons: 2
Coding region: 1-1512 (503 amino acids)
Source: RefSeq, a predicted model, not a curated record
AUGGACUACUACUCCUCCAGCUUCGCCAUCCACUUCCUGCAGCUCCUCUACGCCAACCUCGCCGGCCAGGACGACCCCCAGCGCGCCGCCGAGUUCAGGAGCCGCGCGGCGCUGGCGGCGCUCGACCUGGCGCACUACUACGACCGCGAGGGCCGCGCCAUCCCCUUCGGCCGCAGCGUCGGCUACCGCUUCGCCAUGUGCUCCUUCUGGGGCGCCCUGGCGUACGGCGGCGUCGCCGACCUGCCAGCGCCCCUGACGUGGGGCAUGGUCAAGGGCAUCGUGAUGCGGCACCUGCGGUGGUGGCAGACGCAGGGGGACAUGUGGAGCGCCGCGGGGACGCUGACGGUCGGGUACUCGUACCCGAACAUGUAUCCCGGUAAGUCUCCGGUCUCUCCCUCCCCUCCCCCCGUGCGAAAACCAUUCACUACUGACAAAGCGGGCCAACGACAAAAGUACUGGGCGUGCCUGGCCUUCAUCUGCCUCGCCGUGCCCGAGUCCCACCCCUUCUGGACCUCGCCAGAGGAGUCCCAGUGGGACGUCCUGCCUCCGACCAAGCCCCUGCGGCACCCGGGCCACAUCACCAGCUACCUCGGCGGGCACUGCAUGCUGCUCAACUCGGGCCAGGCCUGCGGCUACCCGAUGAAGGGCACGCACGCCAAGUACGGCGCCUUUGCCUACUCGUCGGCCUACGCCUACUCGGCGCCGCCGGGGCUCUUCACGCUGGAGCAGUACGCCCUGGCCUCGCAGCUGGGGCUGUCGGACGACGGCGGCGAGUACUGGAAGACGCGGCGGCUGUGCGAGUACGCCGGGAUCGAGGACCGCCCCGACGACGGCGACGGCGACGGCACCGACCGAGGGAGCACGGUGCCGGUGCUCGUCUCCGUCUGGAGGCCCUUCCCGGACGUCCGGGUCAAGACGUACCUCGUGCCGCCGCGCGAGGCGACGCCCAACUGGCACCUGCGCGCGCACCGCGUCGAGGCCGCCGGGCGCGAGGUCAUGACCGCCGACGGCGCCUUUGCCAUCCGCAACGUCGACUCCCGCACGGGGCGGUACCUCGGGGCGUACGACCCCGCGAGGCGGGAGGGGACCCGGCCCCUCAUCAUCGGCAACUACGACACCGACACGCCCGAGGGGUGGGCCCCCGGCCGGGCCGGCGCGUUCGCGGCGUCGCUCGCCGCGGGGGCGGUGGGGAUCCGCGCUCUGGAAGGCGAUGUGUUGGGAGGAGAAGCAGGGGCCGGGGCAGGGCCCGGGAGCAGCAGCAGCAGGAGGCAGGCGAUGCUGGUCAACGCGGACCCCAACUCGAACCUCGUCGAGAGCCGGACGGCGAUCCCGACGCUGCGGCACACCGUGCCCCGGGGCGGGCACGCGUGGUACGUGUCGGCCAUCUACGCCAGGCCGGCGGGGGCGGGGGUGCCCGGGGAGACGUACCUGGACGGGUGGGACGCGGUGCCUGAGAUCCCCGGCUGGCUGCGGGAGGAGAUGAAGAGUGGUGCCGCCGGUGGGGGUGCGUAG